AUGGCCCGUACAGGUCCGCGUGGCGAACGACUUACUCGCGCCCAACAAGAACGCCUGCUCAAGCACGAACUCAAAGGCCUCGGGCAUCAGCUCGAAAAAUUGGAGAAGAAAGCAAAAGCGGAUCAAGCAACGCAAGAUCUUCCCGAGCUCGAUGACCAUAUGCUAGAAGAGCUGUAUCAGGCUUUGAUGCUGCCUCCACCGCCAACAGCUGAAGAGGCAAGGUUGGCAAGGUUAGAAGGAGGGAGGAGGGAAAGGGGGUUGCAGCGAUGCGCAGAACAAGACGGAAGGGGAAGGAGGAUGCUGGGGAUCAUGGAAGGGCCGAUGGCGCUAUUGUCACCGACGAAAGCGGACGAAAGACGCAUGAGGGCAGGCAUGGACUUGAAACAGAAAAUGAUUGAUGCCAGAGAGAAAGGGAAAAUGCUAUUGCCUCCCUCGAGCUCACCGGUGCGAAGGACGCAGGAGUUCCCGACAGCGGAGCUUCCGGAAACCAAAAGGGCAAGCGUGCAAGAGGAACAAAUAGACAUGGUGGCAUUACCCUAUGCCGAACGACAGGAGAUCCGCCUGCAACAGCUGUUUGCCCGACUCUCUUUGGUACAUAGUACUUCAGACGCAAGCACAGCGGAAAGCGAGUCUGGUACCGACUCUUUACAAGACAUCAAGUCGAACCUCGCUCAUCGGAUUGCCAAGAUUCUCCAGGAGCACGACUACAAGCUGCAAUCCGCGUCUCCAGAUUCGGCUGAAAAGAACACCGCAGAAGCCGAGGAAGAAGACCCUGCAUCACCGCCUCCGCCCUUCGCACCGGUCCGACUGGACGGUAGAGCUUCUGCCUUAUCAGCCGCCAAAAACGACCAAAUGCCCCCGGAGACGAAGGGCAAUUCUGCUGCUAAUUCCAGAGAUGACGUGGUCGCUCAUGCGGAAACCAUGAUCAACGAUCUCAGCUCGACAGAAUCGCGCCAGUUCUUGCUGGACUCGAUCGAAAAGCUCGUUCUCUCUGCUUCGGCUUCGACCACGGAUUCUACUACCGUUGCGCCACUGCCAUUAGGCAUAGCCACGACGGAGGAAUGGACUGCGCUCGCCGUCUCUUCUGCGCAAGCUAACGACACAGCCACACUUUCGCGAACCAUGUCACUGAUGCAAGCUGCAGGCUAUCAUCCAGCCCCACUGGAGCUGUACAACAACGUGAUGGACGCCUUUGCCACGAAUGGGCAGGUGGAAUUGUGUCAGGAAUGGCUUCAGCAGAUGUCCGAGGUUGGAUUGGUACCGGACGACCACACGUAUCAUAGCUUGACUAAAGCGUACGUCAACACCUCGCAAUUUGUGCCGGCUAUUCAGCUGAUCAACUCGCUCGAGGCGAGCGGCCGGCCUGCCUCGAUGGCGACCUACACGUUGAUCAUCGAUCGGCUUUUGGAUCCUGUCGUUGCACCGGCGACUGGCGUCAAGGACGAGCGACCUGAACUGCAGGCGUUGGCAUGGAACGUGUUCUACCACAUGCGCUUACACGCACACCCGGUGCCGGACGUACCGCUGUACACGCUCAUGAUCCGAGCUUGUGCUCGGGGCAUUCCUCAACCACACGACAUCGACGACGCUCUCGGAUCCAGCACCAUCUCGGCAUCUCGGGCGCGCCCGAGUUCACGCAUCAGCGAUGCGGAACGAGCACUGGAUCUUUUCCGCGAGAUGACAACGCGCUACUCGGUGCGACCCAACGCCGAGGUCUACAAUGCACUCAUCCUCGCUUGUGCUCGACGCAAGGAUUUCUACCUGGAAGCUUUCCGUUUGCUACGCGAGAUGGUGGAGCUCGAAACGGAACGCUCGCACAUCAAUGCCGGGCACGGCGGAAUGCUUCGAUUCGCCCCCGAUAGGUAUACGUUCAACGCACUGUUGCAAGGGUGUGCGAGGAACCGCGAUUUGGCGCGUGCUCGUUGGGUAUUGGCGGAGAUGAUUCGGAGCACGCUGCCGCUGUUUGAUGCCGAGGUGAGUCAAGGCUUGACGAGGGCGCAGAGCGUGGAGCUACUGAGCAAGAGGCCGAACGAGGAGACAAUGUGUCACGUCUUGCACACGUAUGCUGCGUACGUGCCGCCGGUCAAGAGGACUCAAUUGGCCUCGCAAGCGCAGUCACGGGAGGAGCCACCUUCUGGAGCUGCAACGCCUCUGAGCUCAAGCACGCUUUCGAACACGGACAAGACCGACGACAUAGUUACCGACGCUCACCACGCCAUCGUCGCCAGUGAAGUGCACCAGGACGAAAACACGACAGCUGAAGAAGCUGCACACAUCUUCUCGGCUCUGGUUCCGCAAACGUCGUCGGAUCUGGUCUCGGAAUCGCGCUCGCUGUUUGCGCGAAUCCUUGCCGACCAGCCGACGUCUGACAUCCAAGGUCCGCUCGGGGCUGUGACACCAGGCGUUCGACUGGUGAAUGCGUACCUAACCGUGCUCGCUGCACACCUCCCUCGACAUCAACGUCCUUCCGUCCUACACUCUACUUUGCUCAACGUGGAACAAUCAGACUCGCAAGAGCACGCUUCGUUGGAGUGCGCGUUGUUCGCCAAGUUGCGCUUGGAGCCGAACGAGCAUUCAUACCGGAUUGUGUUGCAGAGUCUGAGCGAGGCUGGUGCGGAAAGUGCGAGGUUAGUCAACGAGGUCUGGGAUAAGUUCCAAGAGUUCAUGGGUAAGCACACGACGGCGACUGAGGGGGGGUUGACCGCUGUGGCACGCGGUGGUGAGAGCGCCCAAGGCGCCGAACCAAUCGACGCUGUCGAGGUCACCAAGUGCUGGUCUGCCUACAUACACUACCAUGCAAAGACGUCUACGGCUUCCAACGACAAGAUCGGCUUGGACCGCGCCAUGGCGCUUGUACGAGAAUAUGUGUGCUUGUAUCCACCGCAACUGUCGCCGGAUAUGGCGGCGCGCAGCGGCCGGAGGAAAGCGCUCAAGAAAGCGCGUAUCAGGCAAAUGGCCUCGCUGCGCGAACACUCCUCCAAGACGCGACUCGAUCUUACGCCUCUACCGGUGCCCUGGAAAUCCCUGCAGACUUUAAUUGCACUCAGCGACCGCUCUGACCCGCUUGGCUUCAAGGACAACACGAGCUCCGUCAACACAGCAUCAGAUUGCUUGCGUACACAACCACCCGCAACGCUGCCGCUGUCGUUCCCUCCGAGCUUCUCGUUCCUCGACGUGCAAUUGCUCCACCACAGAUUGGUACGUUACGGUCGCACCAAAGACCUCGCGUAUCUCAGCUGGGUGUUGCAUCGAUAUGCUGCAGCGAGAAGGUCGCGUGGAUCGUAG
Messenger RNA from Mycosarcoma maydis (corn smut), 3285 nucleotides. RefSeq lists its product as uncharacterized. Gene Ontology annotation, molecular function: protein binding. The record is from RefSeq and is a predicted model, not a curated record. Bases 1 to 3285 code for a protein of 1094 amino acids. The transcript has a single exon. NCBI's taxonomy places the organism in Eukaryota, Fungi, Basidiomycota, Ustilaginomycetes, Ustilaginales.